AUGGCAGCAUCCAAGAAGAACCCGGCCAUGAUAGAGCAAGUCAAGCUCAGCCAAGUCUCCGUCCCUUGGUGCGAUGAAUUCGAAAAGAUGAUAUCGGGCUUAUAUUUCAGCGCAGCAAAGUCCGACCUGAUGCAAGACCACAAACUCGAAAUCAUGAGAAAACUAGUCUCUUACAACGAUCUCCCCAUCCCAGAACAUAGCACAAUCAAGUACUUAAAGCAACACCGUGUGCAAAUAUUAGCUCAGAUGAUGGGUAAACUCGGUUCAAGCGUCAAUAUCGAAGCUCCGUUCUACUGCAUCUGGGGAUGUAACACCUUCAUUGGAGAUGGAGUUUAUAUGAAUCGCGAAGUCACAAUCCACGAUAACGCACCAGUACACAUCGGCAACAAUGUCUUGAUCGGCCCCGGAGUCUGUAUCAUGACCGGAACUCAUGAUACAGACCCGGUGGUUCGAAAGGAAAGUGGUGCUUCGUUUGCAUACCCGAUUGUAAUUGAGGAUGAUUGCUGGAUUGGGAUAAGAGUUACGAUUCUACCUGGUGUUAGGAUUGGGAAGGGGACGACUAUUGCUGCUGGUGCUGUUGUGAUUAAAGAUAUUGAA
Messenger RNA from Mollisia scopiformis, 597 nucleotides. Its product is annotated as maltose o-acetyltransferase-like protein. The record is from RefSeq and is a predicted model, not a curated record. The annotation marks the transcript as partial. The transcript is spliced from 3 exons. NCBI's taxonomy places the organism in Eukaryota, Fungi, Ascomycota, Leotiomycetes, Helotiales, Mollisiaceae.